AUGAAUUUAAAGCGGCUGAAGAAGCCAAACGGCAAGAAACUGAUUGGAUUUGAAAAACAAUUGAUACAACAAAAGCUUGAAGCCGAACUCAAACAAAAGGAGCUCAUUGUGAAAUCCUCCACGGCGGUAAAACUACCGAAACUUACAAUAACCAACUUCAAUGGCACUCCUUUGGAUUGGGUUUGGUUUGAAGGUCAAUUCAAUGCGAUGGUAGAUAGUCAACAAGUACCAGCUGUCACCAAAUUUUCUCACCUAAAGGAACUCGUUGUUCCACGUAUUAGAAGUGCGCUUGACUGUCUGCCAUUUACAGGUGAAGGUUAUGCACGCGCCAUAAAGUAUUUACGCGAGAAAUAUGGUCACCCUAGUUAA
Paramuricea clavata is the source of this 369-nucleotide messenger RNA. The record is from the annotation of a GenBank genome assembly. NCBI's taxonomy places the organism in Eukaryota, Metazoa, Cnidaria, Anthozoa, Malacalcyonacea, Plexauridae.